Anopheles funestus (African malaria mosquito) is the source of this 3646-nucleotide messenger RNA. RefSeq names its product coiled-coil domain-containing protein 39 (gene Ccdc39). Bases 747 to 3632 code for a protein of 961 amino acids. The record is from RefSeq and is a predicted model, not a curated record. Gene Ontology annotation, biological process: cilium-dependent cell motility; inner dynein arm assembly; cilium movement. Lineage: Eukaryota; Metazoa; Arthropoda; Insecta; Diptera; Culicidae. The transcript is spliced from 4 exons. Gene Ontology annotation, cellular component: axoneme.
UACGGGGCUUUUCGGUGGGAUACUGUGCUGCGAAAAGUUUUAGGAUUGAGCUGGAGCAAUGGCUUCUAUUUAUGGGUUGCUUUUGGAGAGUUAAAUUUCCGUCCUUCACCAUCGAACUGAGAAAAUAAUAUCUGCGCCAUAAGACAUCGGUUGUGCGCACACUUUGACGUAUAAAAAUUACGAUUGCGCAGGCGUUAGUGAUCCGUCGCAAUCAGAGUGCUAAAAGGGGGCAUCGUUUGUAUGUAGUCAGCGAUGGCAGAACAUCCGAAAAUAGCGAGGAGUUGUAAAUACUCGGCAUGCGUGUCCUAUCUGAUAUCCAUUCCAACGAACACCACUUGAACAUCUUUUGUGGGCCUCAGGAUCCCGCAGGAUUCUUGAAAAAGCCAGGACUUUUUUUACCUAUGAAGCUUUUUCCUUUACUAACAAAUAUUCAUUGAAAUUGAAGCCCCGGUAUAAAGGUGACGAAAUGCAACAGUUGUCACAACCGCAUGCGCAUACUGCAUAGCGUCGUGUUCGAUGUACCUAUGCAAACGAGCAUAAUCAAAGCACGCGCGGUUUCGCCCUUUCCCUUCGAUGUGUCUAUAGCAACCGGCGUCGCGAUACUUGGCAGGUUGUUGUCAGUAGAAAAACAGCUUUUCAACUACGAAGUGCGUCCGAACUCGAAAAUUUUACUUCCAGACUUUGGGCCAUUGGUGUUCAGGGCAGUUUACUAGCUAUCACCGAUUCAAUCUCAGCCGUUUUCCAAAAUGGUUGAUUCACAACCUUAUAUUAUCCGUGCAAUGGAGGAGAUGGGCUUCGCCGAUGGUGGCUUCAUUCCGAUCGCAAAUGAAGAGAAUAAACAAUUAUUGGAGCUGAUUAAUCGACUGUCUGGAAGCAAGACGGUAUCGGCGGGCAAGGUUGCAAUUAGCGAUCAACGGCUGGGCAAUUUGAAAGUUCAUCUCAAGAAUGCACAUCUGGAGUUUGAGCAGAACUCGAAGUUGAUCGGUGUGGACAAAACUCAAAUCAAUACCGAACACGGAUUGUUAAAGGUGUCCCAAAACGAUCGAUCCUUCUUUCGGCAGCAACUUUCGGAUGCGAAAAGGGAUCACUCUGAGUUCGAGAAGCACGAUGAGCGCGCACAAGGCGACAUGAAAAAACUGACGGGAAACGUUGAGAAGUAUAAUGAGCGCAUCAAGUGGGCGAAACGGACCCUGGAUGAAUGGAAACAGGUUAUGGGUGAUGGAGAUAAAAGGAUCAAACUCAUCCAGAAGUACUGCAAACAAGACUCGUGCGAGGCCGAGGCGCUGGAAGCAAAAAGAAAACAACUCGAAAACAAAAUUGCAUCCCGCCAGGCGGUGCUAGUCACUCUGUAUGAGGAGUACAAGUCGUUGGAACAGGUGUUAGAACGAACUUCGCAGCUUUUCCGACAGGCGCACUACGAACGACGUCAUAUGGUGCAAACGUGGAAGGAAGCGGUAAAGCACAUGAAUCAAAGGGAAACCGAAAUACAGUCAGUGGAAAAGGAGAUUGACAGCGCGCGCGAUAUAACGGAGAUGCUGGAGGGUGCUUUGCAGGCACAGGUCGAGUUUCUCGAGCAACAGCAAAGAAACAACCAUGACAUAGAGCUCCGUAUUGCCGAUCUCAACGUGGAAGUAUCGAAACUUCGUAAUAGGCUUACGGCGCUCAGUGAUAGUGUGCAGUUGAAAACGAACGAGUACCAAAUUACGCGCAAAGCGGUGCAAAAUUUGUCGAACAAACUGUCCACAAUGCGGAACCGCAAUCGUCACGCUUUGACAGAAGAAGAAGAUAAGGAAAAACAGAUUCAUACUAAUCUCAACGAGCUCGAACUGCUGCGUGACAAACUGGACAACUUUCGGAGCAAGAGCUUGUGCGCACAGGACCGUUUGCGGCAGUUGAACGAAAUCGUGGAAUCGGAAGAGAAGCAAAUUCGUGCCAUGGAGAUGGAAACGGAGCGCCUUUCGGCUGCAAUGUACCGUGCUCAGCAGCAACUGUUCGCGAUGAAGGAGGAGGAAAAGCUACUUAAAGUGGAGGUACACUCAACCGAGUCCGGAAAGGCAAAGAUCCUAGCUGCAAUCGAAAACAUGGAGAAAGAAAUUUUAAGACAGCUUGACAUUUCUUAUAACGUGGAUCAUAAUAUAGAGAAGGUCCAGGAAAGAAUUGUGAAUAUGCAGGGCACUGGAGAUACGCAGGAAGAAGCAAAUAGAGCCCAUGCUAAGUUGACCUAUGCCCAAAAUAAGCUUUUGGAGAAGAAGCAAGAAUUAACCAUGUUACUAGCGCAAACGGGUAAAAUGCAGCAUGAUUUCCGGCAAUCAAGUCUCGUCUUCCAACAGGACGCUGCCGAAAUCGAACGCAUGACGGGCAAGUGGAAGGAGAAGACGCUUCUGGUUGAGGGUGGCGAGAAGAAAGUUCGCCACUGUAAGGCAGAUAACCAGGAACGUUUGGUGGAAAAGAGUUUGCUUAAAAUGCGAAUCAAACAAAUGGAACGGCAGCUUGACAGUCAGAGUGACAAAAUGUAUACUCUUGAACGGCACCGGAUGGAGUUGGAGACAGCCAUAGGCAAGCGCAUGUUGGACAUUAAAGCACAGAAAGACAUGUUGGUGCUGAAGCGGAAGUAUCUUGCCGAAGAGCGGGCACAACUUCGCGCGGACAUUACGGAGCGUGCUUUGAAGAUUGAGCAACUGAAGAACAGGUACGAGUUGUCGCUGGAUCUGUUGGGAAAGAACGAGGACGGUUCGAUUGUGACAGCAACGCAGAUAAAAAUUCAAACCGCCCAAGAAAAGUAUAUGCUACUGCGGGAAGGUAGCGAGUUGAACGUCAAGAUCCUGAAAGCCGAAGAAGAUCUAAAGGCACUCGAGAAUUCGCUGAAGGUAAUGAACUUCGCUAAUGACAAAUAUAAGCGCGGAUUUCAGAAGGUGGAUGACGAGAAUCCGGAUAUGAUUGCAAUGGAAAACAUCCAGACAGACUACUGUAAAGCCGUAGCCGCGCUAAAGAGCGUACGCUCCGAUUUAGCUAUGAACACGGAGAACUUGCACGAUUUGAAUGAAUGUCGAGAGCAAAACGAUAAAGCUCUUGAACAAGUCCAAAAGGUGCGGCUGGACAGUAAUGAUGUGUUGCUGCGCAUCCAGAAGGAGUUACUGGAUCAGCGGACGAAGAUUCAACGCGCCGAGAGAGAACUAAAGCUAGCAGUUAAGGCGGCGAAAUCAAAAACGAACGAUGACGAUCUGAUGCUGAUAUUCCAGAAGGACCUUAAUUUGAAGGAGUUGGAAGAGCGCAACAGCAACGCACUGCAGCAUUUGGCCGACCUAGUGGAGCAAAAUAAUGAACUUGCUGUGUCAGUCAGUAAGCAUUGCUACGAACGCGGUCUACGCUUGCCGCUAAUCAAGCGAACGAAGAGCCAGAUAUCGUGGCGCAGUGAAAAUUCCCACGGAACGGAGUACAGUGGUCGUGUUGAUACGAUUUCUUCCAAACAAGCGUCCCGUCUUUCGGUUUGCACUACUACGUCGUCGGGUAACACGGAUUCUUCGGAUGAUAUAGCGAAAUCAUUUGAUAAUCGCAUGAGUGCUGGACUUUCUGUCAUUCUGAUUGACUUCCCUGGAAGCAAGACAACAGCCGCUAAACAGACGAAGAAGUAAACGGCGGUUUUAUA